AUGGCGACUGGUCGACUAAAAAACGGUGAGGAGCGUAUCGUCGGUAUCAUUGGGGACGAGGACACUGUAACUGGCUUUCUUCUGGCAGGAAUAGGAGACAAUAGACCUGUCGAAGCUCAGGCAACAGGGGAUAGAAAAGCCGUUGCACAGCCCAACUACGCUGUUAUUACUCCGUCAACUCCACUGGCAGAUAUCGAAGAUGCAUUUACAAAUAUGACUGCAAAUCCGUCAAUUGGCGUAAUUAUCAUUUGCCAGCAUAUCGCCAACGAAAUCCGUCACCUAAUGGAGGGGUUCACCGAUCACAUUCCUUGCAUUCUGGAAAUACCGAGCAAGGGAGGUGUUUACGAUGCCAGCAAGGAUCAGGUACUGGUGAAAAUCAACAGAGCACUCGGCUGCCAGUAA
Molecule: messenger RNA, 402 nt
Organism: Trypanosoma brucei brucei TREU927
Lineage: Eukaryota; Euglenozoa; Kinetoplastea; Trypanosomatida; Trypanosomatidae
Product: ATP synthase subunit, putative
Exons: 1
Coding region: 1-402 (133 amino acids)
Biological process (GO): proton transmembrane transport
Cellular component (GO): proton-transporting V-type ATPase, V1 domain; membrane
Molecular function (GO): proton-transporting ATPase activity, rotational mechanism
Source: RefSeq, a predicted model, not a curated record